Molecule: messenger RNA, 1029 nt
Organism: Poeciliopsis prolifica (blackstripe livebearer)
Lineage: Eukaryota; Metazoa; Chordata; Actinopteri; Cyprinodontiformes; Poeciliidae
Gene: psmb11a
Product: proteasome 20S subunit beta 11a
Exons: 1
Coding region: 1-1029 (342 amino acids)
Cellular component (GO): proteasome core complex
Source: RefSeq, a predicted model, not a curated record
AUGGCUCUGGAAGAUAUUUGUUGCUUCAAAGACAAGCCUGCACAGCAAUUGUUUCCUUUUCCAGCUUUGGAGACAGAUUAUCACAACCUUGAGCUGGAAAGACUGAAGACAUCACAGACAAACUGGGGGGAUCCACAGCACAUUUUCGUGCCACCUUUCCCUCAAGCCACCCCAGUCAUCAGCAGACGCACGUCUCGUUUCAGAGCACCAAACCAUGCGCUGACUGUGCAAAGGCCUUUCCCUCUGUCUCAUGGAACAACAACCUUGGGUUUCAUUUUCCAAGGUGGUGUAAUUGCAGCAGCAGACACACGUGCCAGCGCGGGUGGCCUUGUCGCAUGUCCGGCUGUACACAAGAUCACCCCUAUUCACUCCCAUUUAGUGGUCACCUCCUCGGGCAGCGGUGCAGACUGCAUGCUUUGGGAGCGCAUCCUGAUCAGAGAGAUCAGAUUGUAUGAACUGCGGCAUAAGCGUCGACUCUCCAUAAGAGCUUCUGCCAAGCUUCUUUCCUUUAUGUUGCAUCCAUUUAAAGGCACUGAGGUGUGUGUGGCACUCACUCUGUGCGGUUGGGAAAAGGAAGGAAGGAGCACUGGGCUGGAUAACAACUUUGGUAACCAAUCUCUUGUGACUGAUGUAAGCUCUUCAGGCAUUGCCGGCAACACUUCAGCAGCAGAUCCGCUAUCCCCAAACAGUGGCCCACAGGUUAUCUACGUGUGCAGCGAUGGUGCCCGACUGCAAGGAGAUAUCAUCUCUGUUGGAUCAGGGUCUCCUUAUGCUUACGGAGUCCUGGAUGGGGGUCUGAGUUGGGGUUUGAGUAAAGAAGAAGCUAUCUCCUUGGCAAGAGAAGCAGUUUUCAGAGCCACUCAUAGGGAUGCCUACUCUGGAAACAAUGUGGAUCUUUUUCACAUCGACGCCCAGGGUUGGAUCCAAAGACCAAGGGAGGACCUGAAAGAAGAAUAUUAUAGAGAGUUGGAGAGAAGGUCCAAGCCCAGAAGAGAAAAGAAAAAGAGAGAUGCAAUAGAAAGCAGUUAG